GCUCCGUCUCUCCUCUUCCGCAUCGCCUCCAUAAUUUUCUUUCCCCUCCUCUCCUCACCUCGAUCUCCUCCUCCUCCUCCUCCGCCGCACCGAGGGUUUCGCCUCCGCCUUCCACCGCUGCCGCAGAGGGGACGAACCGAGGGGCAGGAAUGGCGGCGCGGCACCUCAGAUCCGGCCUCCCCCUCCUCCGCGCCCACCUCUCCCAGGAGGGCUCAAGGGGCUUCGCGUCGCAGGUGGCAAAGCCGACCGGGAAGGAUAUCAAGGUUCCAGAAGCUCUGUAUGGUGGCACCGGCAACUAUGCUAGUGCUCUGUUCCUUACAGCGGCCAAAGCUAACUUGCUGGACAAAGUUGAAACUGAGAUUCGCGAUGUUGUAGAGGCAUCCAAGAAGAGUCCAUUGUUUUCUCAAUUCAUUAAGGACUUGUCAGUGCCCAAAGAGACCAGGGUGAAGGCAAUAACUGAAAUUUUCGCUGAAGCUGGUUUUUCAGAUGUCACAAAGAAUUUCUUGGCUGUGCUCGCCGACAAUGGCAGACUGAAGCACAUUGAUCGCAUUGCUGAGAGAUUUGUUGAUUUGACCAUGGCACAUAAGGGGGAGGUGAAGGUCCUUGUCAGGACAGUUAUUCCACUCCCCGAAAAAGAGGAGAAGGAACUUAAGGAGACCUUGCAAGAUAUUCUUGGGAAGAACAAAACUAUCUUGAUUGAACAGAAGAUUGACUACAGCAUCAUGGGAGGGCUAGUUAUUCAAUUUGGGCAGAAGGUGUUUGAUAUGUCGAUCAAGACUAGGGCGAAGCAAAUGGAGAUGUUCUUGAGGCAACCCCUUGAUAUCUAACUGCCUUUUGGAUCGAAAGAUGCAGUUGUUUUGCUGCUGAAGGCAUCCUCAUGUCUGUUACUUUGAUAUGGUCUUGAAAUAAAUCUUCGUUUACAAGAGAACAACACUCUGUUUUAUCUUGUUUUGUGUGCCAGAAGCCUGCUGAACAAUUUUAUGUCAAUUUCUUUGCUACUAAGAAAGUUAUGCACCAAAAUGAAGGGAAAUUCUGUGAAGUUUGUAAUUUUCAAGUGAUUGGCAUUAUUCUGUUUAGUUCGUGCAGUGCCA
This is a messenger RNA of Oryza sativa Japonica Group (Japanese rice), 1091 nucleotides long. Its product is annotated as ATP synthase subunit O, mitochondrial. Gene Ontology annotation, molecular function: proton-transporting ATP synthase activity, rotational mechanism. Gene Ontology annotation, biological process: proton motive force-driven mitochondrial ATP synthesis. Lineage: Eukaryota; Viridiplantae; Streptophyta; Magnoliopsida; Poales; Poaceae. Gene Ontology annotation, cellular component: membrane. The record is from RefSeq and is a predicted model, not a curated record.